GGUUGAUUUCGCAUUCUUUCCAACCAUCUGGAAAGAACGGGGAAUGUAGCACUAGACGUUUUCUUGCAAGCCACAAGCGCUUCGGGAUGGCCGAGGGUGGCAAAAAGGUCACAGUGGCUGUGACAUCAUGCAAUAAGGAGAAGCUGGAAGCUGUGGACUCUGCAUUUGCCAGCCACUUCGCGGAUGCCUCUCUUCAGAUUCUGUCGCAUUCUUCAGACAGUGGCAUUCCUCAUGGCCAACCGUGGGGAAUGCAGCACACGUAUGAAGGAGCUCUUGCUCGACUUCAUCACCUCAAGUCGAGUGCCAUGCGAUCUGACUGGGUGCAUUUGACAUGGCAAGCGCGCAACCGGAGCAGGGGAACUGGUCCUUGCGACAGGCGGAGGCGCUCUGAGUUGUGACUAUUUGGUCAGCGCCGAGAACGGAGUUUGCGCUAUUCUGGGGCAUGCGUCCACCACAGCGCUGGACGUGGCAUGUGUGAUCAUCGAGCGGAGAUCCGACGGGAAGCAAGCCAUGAACUUCAGCCAAGGCGACGUUGAAGCUCAUUGGCUUGGUAGGAAGGCGAAGGAUUGGCAACUGGCAUGGGUUCGACCAGACUGAAAAGCACUGCAUGCACAAGAGACAUACCACGCCAAUUUCCACAACACUUCUCAAAGCCGAUCUUUGGAAACAGACUCUGCUGCCUUACGGUUUGGCUGCUUGGUAACCCAAGCUCCAGGUCGACCUUAUCCGCUGCAAGAAGUACAAGAAAUGAUUCGAGCUGGUGCAUCUGGAAAGGAUCCUCGGCUUUCAGCAGUCAGGUCACCAUAGAUCUGAUCACGGAAGGACGAUGCAGCCAAGGAUGUUGGUGAAUAUUGCAAGCAAUGGUACCAGGAAAAGAAGUUGCCAAUCUCUCGCGCAGACCAGAUCUCUGCCGCAGCAUCACUUGCGUUAUGCCUUCUGACGGGCGAAUAAGACGAUUUUGGACGAGAAAUGCAUUGGGUUUCGCAAAAAGCA
This is a messenger RNA of Effrenium voratum, 993 nucleotides long. The record is from the annotation of a GenBank genome assembly. Lineage: Eukaryota; Dinophyceae; Suessiales; Symbiodiniaceae.